This is a messenger RNA of Manihot esculenta (cassava), 1200 nucleotides long. Its product is annotated as alpha-soluble NSF attachment protein 2. The transcript has 9 exons. Lineage: Eukaryota; Viridiplantae; Streptophyta; Magnoliopsida; Malpighiales; Euphorbiaceae. Gene Ontology annotation, biological process: SNARE complex disassembly; intracellular protein transport. Bases 179 to 1048 code for a protein of 289 amino acids. Gene Ontology annotation, cellular component: SNARE complex; vacuolar membrane. Gene Ontology annotation, molecular function: syntaxin binding; soluble NSF attachment protein activity. The record is from RefSeq and is a predicted model, not a curated record.
UUUUUCAAGGUAAAAGUAAAAAAGACAGAACGGUAUUUCUUUCCUUCCUUUGGACCCCUUCACGCAACGACGAAUUCAUUUCCUUCUCCAUCUUCUUAUUUCUUUUGCUUAGCUUAGAACAGUCUCCAUUCCGAAUUCCACAUUCACCGAUAAUUGAAAAACAGAAAAGGUUCUGAAAAUGGGAGAUCAGAUGGCUCGAGGAGAGGAAUUCGAGAAGAAAGCUGAUAAGAAGCUUAGCGGUUGGGGCUUAUUUGGCUCCAAAUUUGAAGAUGCCGCUGAUCUCUUUGAAAAAGCUGCCAAUUCCUUCAAGCUUGCCAAAUCAUGGGAUAAAGCUGGAUCAACUUAUGUCAAGUUGGCUAACUGCCAUUUGAGGUUGGAUAGUAAACAUGAAGCUGCUCAAGCUUAUGUUGAUGCUGCUCACUGUUAUAAGAAAACAUCUACAAAUGAGGCAAUAUCUUGCUUAUGUCAAGCAGUAGAUUUAUUUUGCGAUAUAGGAAGAAUCAGUAUGGCUGCAAGAUAUUACAAGGAAAUCGCUGAAUUAUAUGAAUCAGAAGCAAAUAUUGAGAAAGCUAUUGACUUUUAUGAAAAGGCAGCUGAUUUCUUCCAAGGUGAAGAAGUAACAACUUCUGCCAACCAAUGCAAGCAGAAAGUAGCCCAAUUUGCUGCCCAACUAGAGCAAUACCAGAAGGCAAUUGAGAUUUAUGAAGAGAUAGCCCGUCACUCACUCAGUGUUAAUUUGCUUAAGUAUGGUGUUAAAGGUCAUCUUCUCAAUGCUGGCAUUUGCCACCUCUGCAAAGGCGAUGUUGUUUCUAUAACCAAUGCAUUAGAGCGAUAUCAGGAUAUGGAUCCAACUUUUUCAGGAAGUCGAGAAUACAGACUCCUAGCGGAUAUUGCUGCUGCCAUUGAUGAGGAAGAUGUUGCAAAGUUUACUGAUGUUGUCAAGGAAUUUGACAGCAUGACCCCAUUGGAUUCCUGGAAGACAACCCUUCUGUUGAGGGUGAAAGAGAAGCUGAAGGCUAAGGAAAUGGAGGAGGACGACCUUACAUAAAUUACAAUUUUCAACCUCUUGUUCUUAUGGUUUUUGGCCGAUGAUUGCAUUUGUAUUAUCUGUGUUAAGUUACAAUCAUUUACACUUUUCUGUCACUAAAUGUUUGUUGGUUGAGGUUUUAAUCAGAAUGUGUCGCCGUGCAAUUCUGGACA